Molecule: messenger RNA, 429 nt
Organism: Chaetomium globosum CBS 148.51
Lineage: Eukaryota; Fungi; Ascomycota; Sordariomycetes; Sordariales; Chaetomiaceae
Exons: 2
Coding region: 1-429 (142 amino acids)
Source: RefSeq, a predicted model, not a curated record
AUGGCACUACCCAUGUGGGACCGGUGCGGUUCGAGUCUGAAAAGCCCCCAAUCAGUUCCAUGUAUCCAGAAGGAUGAAAUGGAGAGGCUCACGAGAGACCAAUUGGGCCCUUUCGCAAUGCUUCCCUGUCGGGGGUGGCGGUUGAUGAGGUGGCUGUUGAUGAAGACAUGCUCAGGUCGAGAUGGGAAGCCCAAGCUAGAUUUGGAGGUAGCUUGCGUUGUGGGAACCUCCAUCAGCUCGAGUCAAGGCGUCGUGGAACUUCCCACAAACCAACAAGAGAGGCAGGCGGUUGUCUUGUCAGGGGAGAAACGCCUCGCCGAUCAAUUUCCCAAGUAUUUUUCAGCGAGAGGACUCCCUCCCUCUGGCAAGAAAAGCCGAACUCGAGAUGGGAGAAAGAAAAAUCAAGAAAAGAAAAAGAAGUAUAACUAA